Molecule: messenger RNA, 1701 nt
Organism: Gavia stellata (red-throated loon)
Lineage: Eukaryota; Metazoa; Chordata; Aves; Gaviiformes; Gaviidae
Product: keratin, type II cytoskeletal cochleal
Exons: 11
Coding region: 1-1701 (566 amino acids)
Biological process (GO): intermediate filament organization; keratinization
Cellular component (GO): keratin filament
Molecular function (GO): structural constituent of skin epidermis
Source: RefSeq, a predicted model, not a curated record
AUGGGCACUGACACCUUUAACCAAGUUAAAAGCAAGCCCAAAGGGAACUUCCGGAUGUUAGAAAAUUUGAUUUCUACUCACCUGCCAUCUCACCUCAUUGUCCUCUGCUCUCGCCACCGGCGAACGAUCGCACAGAAGUCAGUCAGCGUCAGGCCAGGAGGACUCACUAAGAGUUUCAGUACUGCUUCUGCCGCUAUGCCUGUUAACCGAAGCAGCUUCAGCUCCAUGUCCAUGUCCCGCAGCAGUGGUGAAGGCGUGGGACGGAUCAGUGGUGGUUUUGGCAGCAGGAGCCUUCACAAUCUAGGAGCAAGCAAGAGGAUUUCCAUGAGCAGAGGGUAUUGUUCUGCUAGAUCAGGAUACAGUUAUGGCUCAGGUCAUGGCGGGUUGGCUUAUAGAGUUGGUGGAGCUGGGUUUGGGUUCGGAGGAGGAUGUGGCCCUGCAGGUAUUCAAGAGGUCACGGUCAACCAACACCUCUUGGUACCUCUUAACUUGGAGAUUGACCCCAACAUGCAGAGAGUGAGGCAGGAGGAGAAGGACCAGAUCAAGUCCCUCAACAACAAAUUUGCUUCCUUCAUCGACAAGGUGCGGUUCCUGGAGCAACAAAAUAAAGUGCUGGAAACCAAAUGGAGCCUCUUGAAAGACCAAAAAAUCGUGAAAAAUAACGUUGAACCUAUGUUUGAUGCGUACAUCAGCAACAUGAGGAGACAGCUCGAGGCUCUAGGAGGGGAUAGGCUGCGGCUCAGCUCAGAGCUGAAGGCUAUGCAGGAUGCUGUUGAAGACUUCAAGUUCAGGUACGAAGAGGAGAUCAACAAGCGCACGACUGCAGAGAAUGACUUUGUUUUGCUCAAGAAGGAUGCGGAUGCUGCCUACGUGAACAAGGUGGACCUGGGGACCAAGGUGGAUGCACUGACAGAUGAGAUUAACUUCCUGCAAGCCCUCUACGAAGCAGAGCUGUCUCAGAUGCAGUCACAGAUCUCCGACACCUCUGUGGUCCUGUCCAUGGACAACAACCGAAACCUGGACCUGAACAGCAUCAUCGCAGAGAUCAAAGCGCAGUACGAGGACAUCGCCAACCGGAGCCGGGCAGAGGCCGAGUCCUGGUACCAGAGCAAGUAUGAGGAGCUGCAGCUCACGGCUGGCCGGCACGGUGACGACCUCCACAACACCAAGAUGGAGAUCUCAGAGAUGAACCGCAUGAUCCAGCGGCUCCAUUCGGAAAUUGAUAGUGUAAAGAAACAGUGUUCCAGUUUGCAGACAGCCAUCGCAGAUGCUGAGCAGCGCGGGGAGAUGGCUGUCAAGGAUGCCAGGGCAAAACUGGCUGGCCUGGAAGACGCUCUGCAGAAAGCCAAGGCAGACCUGGCCCGGCAGCUCCGUGAGUACCAGGAGCUCAUGAACGUCAAGCUGGCCAUGGACAUCGAGAUCGUGACCUACAGGAAGCUGCUGGAGGGCGAGGAGAGCAGGCUGGCUGGAGAAGGCGUUGGUGCAGUGAAUAUUUCCGUGAUCUCAUCCGGGAGCAGCUACGGAGGUGGGAACACGCUGGGGCUGGGGUCAGGCUUCAGCAACAGGCUCAGCAUGGGGGGAGGCGGUGCCAGCUCCAGCAGCGGGAGCUGCCUGGCCGGGGAAUUCAGCUCUGCCACGGGAAGCAGCUCAAGCAUGAGGUUUGUAUCGAAAAGCACCACCAAGAAGAGCUAUUGGAGCUAA